AUGGCGACCACCUCCACAACCAAUCCCUCUGACCCAGCGGCCGUGCUGCGAAUAGCACAGAAAGCUCCCUCAGUCCUCGCCAAAGCAUCUUCGGUCAGCACGAUUUUCCCGGCCUCAAUCUUCAGUUCAGCAGACUCCACUGAGCUAUGGCAAGAUGUUGAACAGCUGCUCUACGCCUGCCUCCGCUCCGGAGAUGACGAGUCGGCCUUUCUAUGUGUGGAACGCCUGAGUGAUAGAUUUGGCGCAGACAACGAACGCGUGAUGGCGCUGAGAGGAUUAUACCAGGAGGCUGUGGCAAAAGACGAUGCGGCUCUACGGACAAUACUGGAGGAUUAUACCAAGGUGCUGCAAGAGAAUCCCAUUCAUGUUCCCAUCCACAAACGCCGGAUUGCCCUCUUGAAAAGCUUGGGGAGACCUCAAGAUGCCAUUGCCGGUUUGGUCGAAUUUGUGGACUCAUUCCCCACCGAUAUCGAGGCGUGGUGUGAAUUAAGUGAUCUCUACGAGUCUCAAGGACACAUUUCACAAGCUAUCUUCUCCCUUGAGGAGGCUGUCCUCAUUACUCCCCAUGCAUGGAAUCUCCAUGCACGCCUUGGUGAACUUGAAUACAUGGCCGGCACGUCAUCUAGCGACCACAGCGAGAUCCGGAAGCAUUUGACACAAGCAGUUCGUCGGUUCAGCCGCAGCAUCGAGCUUUGCGACGACUAUUUGCGGGGAUUCUAUGGGCUGAAGCUCGCCUCGGAGAAGCUUCUAGGGGCCUACUCAUCUGCAAAGGCGAAUGCAGAUUCCACCAUCCCGCCUGAGAAACUGCAGCAGCUAAGUCGGUUGGCUACAUCCAAACUUGAGGCUAUUGUGAAGGAACGCACCGGCCCACGAUCGUCUGCGGGCAACGAGUCAGAAGUAAUUGCAGUUCAGCAAUUAUUGAACAGUUCUAAAGGUUGA
Messenger RNA from Capronia epimyces CBS 606.96, 939 nucleotides. RefSeq lists its product as uncharacterized. Gene Ontology annotation, biological process: protein folding in endoplasmic reticulum. Gene Ontology annotation, cellular component: EMC complex. Gene Ontology annotation, molecular function: protein binding. The coding region runs from base 1 to 939 and encodes 312 amino acids. The record is from RefSeq and is a predicted model, not a curated record. Lineage: Eukaryota; Fungi; Ascomycota; Eurotiomycetes; Chaetothyriales; Herpotrichiellaceae. The transcript has a single exon.